CGCGGGACCUAUCAACAGUCAUCUCAGUUGACUAUUCCACACCUCAAUUGCCAUUCUAGUCCUCACAAUGGUCGUUUACUACACAAUUGCAGGCCGCCAAAUUGGCUCCCACGUCCUUGCCAUGGCGACUCUCGGAACUACCUUCCUCGGCUGCUACCUUGCGAUGCCAGGAAAGACGGACAAGAAACAGGGACCGCCCAUCAAGGCCAGCAGCAAGGAUGAGGAACAAUUUAUCCAGUACGUCCGAACGGCAUAUCGCCCCAUAUAUGCACUUUCACCCAUUUUCUACUUCGGACCGCGUUAUUGCUUUUGUCAACUAUCGUCUGCGUCCUUCCAAUAUCAAAAACAUGAAUGAAAAAUCAUUAUUCUAACUGCAAUACAGGGACUUCCUAAAAAACAUAGAGGCUGAGGAGAAGAAAAUGAAACAAUAAAGUCAAUACCUCCCAUAAUUUUUUCGCCCCGGUCCCCUAUAUCUGACGCCCGACCCUGUACACCAUCCAUUUCUCGCAUCAUAAGUUUUUAGAAUUUUUAUCCUCGAAUACACUAGUUCGUUUUUUG
This is a messenger RNA of Histoplasma capsulatum G186AR, 558 nucleotides long. RefSeq lists its product as uncharacterized. Gene Ontology annotation, biological process: proton motive force-driven ATP synthesis. The transcript has 2 exons. NCBI's taxonomy places the organism in Eukaryota, Fungi, Ascomycota, Eurotiomycetes, Onygenales, Ajellomycetaceae. The record is from RefSeq and is a predicted model, not a curated record. Bases 68 to 355 code for a protein of 95 amino acids.